UACCAGUCCGACUGUCGUAGCCCCCCUUACUCCAACGCUUCAGCCUAUUAAUAUUUCCGUCAGCCAAAACGAAAAAAAAAUCAUCAGCCCGUUUCUUGUCCUUACCAUCACGAUCCACCGUACUACCAUUUGGUCAAGCCCAAAAUGUCUAAUAAAGCCAUUGCUGUGUACUGUGGAUCCAAAGUUGGGAAUCAGCCCGCGUUUGUACAUGCCGCUGAUUCACUCGGAAAGGCGCUGGCGAGAUACAACAGGCCCUUGGUCUAUGGUGGAGGCCAAAAAGGCAUCAUGGGUGCUGUAUCGAACGCUGUAGCAGAGAACGGCGGUAGGGUAACGGGUAUCGUACCUUUCGCAAUGGUCGCCGGGGGAGGCGAAGGGAGCAAAUCCGAUCCAACAACAUUGGUUGUCAUUCCCAAUGGACAGAACACCCAGGUCAAAACAAUCAUCGUGGAAUCCAUGCACGAGCGAAAAGUUGAGAUGGCGAGACGUGUCGGGGGAUUCGUCGCGUUGCCUGGUGGGUUCGGAACGUUCGAGGAGGUUCUGGAGGUCUCAACUUGGACUCAGAUUGGUAUUCAUAGAAAACCUGUCGUCCUUUUAAAUGUCCGGUCAUUCUAUGAGCCUCUUAGACAAAUGAUCAAAAACGGAGUUCGGGAAGGAUUCAUUGACCCUGUCAAUGAAGACAUCGUUGUCUUUGUUGAUGGUCCGUCUUCAAUUGAUGAACAUGAUAGCUUCGACUGGGGGAAAGCCGCACUUGAAGCCAUUGAUUCUUGGUAUAUCGAGGCUUUGAAGCCUAUGUUUGACUGGACGAAGCGGCACGAGGAGGGAGACGACGAUAAAUUGAAGGCAACCUAGACGUUUCGGUGUCACAGAGUCCUGCUAUUAGACGACACUCUUUAUUGCACUCACUGGAAACUCGCGUCCUGCAAGCAUAGAACCAUCGACACAAUCAAAGACUGAUAUGCGUGAACUCUCGCGC
Desarmillaria tabescens is the source of this 973-nucleotide messenger RNA. RefSeq lists its product as uncharacterized. Lineage: Eukaryota; Fungi; Basidiomycota; Agaricomycetes; Agaricales; Physalacriaceae. Gene Ontology annotation, cellular component: cytosol. Gene Ontology annotation, molecular function: hydrolase activity, hydrolyzing N-glycosyl compounds. The transcript has 7 exons. Bases 145 to 849 code for a protein of 234 amino acids. The record is from RefSeq and is a predicted model, not a curated record. Gene Ontology annotation, biological process: cytokinin biosynthetic process.